Messenger RNA from Empidonax traillii (willow flycatcher), 2496 nucleotides. It is a transcript of the gene NCDN, whose product is annotated as neurochondrin. The record is from RefSeq and is a predicted model, not a curated record. Lineage: Eukaryota; Metazoa; Chordata; Aves; Passeriformes; Tyrannidae. The coding region runs from base 105 to 2225 and encodes 706 amino acids. Gene Ontology annotation, cellular component: dendrite. Gene Ontology annotation, biological process: regulation of neuronal synaptic plasticity; neuron projection development. The transcript is spliced from 6 exons.
GGGAGGGGAAGGGCUGAGGGGAAGGGCUGAGGGGAGGGGAAGGGCUGAGGGGAGGCUGCCGGGGUUUUUCCCCAUUCCCGUCCUUCAGCCGCUGCUUCCCCGCCAUGGCCUCGGACUCCGGGGACGGGCACGCCACGCUGAAGCGGUGCCUCGGUGUGCUCAGGGACGCGAGGAACGACAGCGAGCACUUCGCGGCGCUGCUCCUGGUGACCAAAGCGGUCAGGGCCGGGGAGGUGGAUGCCAAGACCCGCCGGCAGAUCUUCGAUGCCAUCGGAUUCACAUUCCCAACCCGGCUGCUGAUCUCGGGGCAGCCCCCACCCGGCUGCCCCCCGCACACCUUCCGCGCCCUCGGCCUCACGCUGCUCGCCUGCUUCUGCACCGACCCGGAGCUGGCCGGGCACUCCCAGGUCCUCAACAAAAUCCCCACCUUCAACGAGGUCCUGCUUUCCCCCUGUCCCCCUGACUGCACAUCCAUGGUGGACGAUGUGUACCAGUGCCUGAGCGCUGUCCUGGCCACGGCCAGGGGCCCCAGGGAGCUGGUUGCCAAAGGGACGGUGUCUGCCCUGUGCCAGGCCUACCUGAGCGGCGGCCACGGCUCUGACCGUGCCCUGACGCUGCUCCUGGGGCUGUUGGCCGUAGCAGAGGCCAGGUGCUGGCAGAGGGAUGCUGCACAGCUCCUGGCCGUGCUCAGCAAGCUCUCCAGUGACUUCCUCAAGGCUGAGGACAUGACCAAGUUUGAGCUGUGCGAGGUUCUGCCUCACUUCAUCCCCCUGUCAGCUCCACUCACGCGGGACUCGCAGGGCUCCGAGUGCCUCCACAGGGUGUACAAAGGGCUGGCUGACAUUUUGGGCAGCAAACUCAGCCAGUCGCAGCGGGACCCCGCGCUGAAGCUCGCAGCCGGCCUCGUUCAGGCCUGUGGGGCAGAGUGGAUCCCAGCAGGGAGUGCUGGCAGCAAGUUCCUGGCCUUGCUGGUGAACCUGGCUUGUGUGGAGGUCCGCCUGACCCUGGAGGAGCCAGAUCCCGUGGAGCUGGAGGGCAAGAAAGAAGUGGUGACAGCCUGCUAUGUCCUUAUGGAGAUGGGGAUCCAGGAGUGCCUGAGGGAAGAGAACCCGCUGCUGGACGAGGUGCAAAAAGUGCAGCUCAUGAGGAUUAUGGAGGAGGCAUUUGGAGCUGUAAUAUUCUACCUGAGACAGGUUAAACAGGAGGAUCUACAAGAUCCUUUCAUAUUUGCUUCUGUCCGAGUCCUUGGAGCCUGGAUGGCAGAAGAAACAUCGUCCCUCAAGCAGGAAAUCUGUGAGCUCUUGCCCUUCCUUGUUCAUUAUGCCAGGAAGCUUUUCAAGGAGGGCAGCCCAGCUGUGAGUCUUCCCCAGGCAGAGCUGGGCAGCACCGAGGGCCCUGCCUUACCCCAGGAUGCUCUGAGGUUUCUGCUACCUGGUUUUUGCCAUUUGACAGCAGAGGACAGGCCCCGGGCCAUCCUGGUCUCCCAAGGGGCACCAGCACUGCUGUGUGAGUACUUCCUCCAUCAGUGGGAGGUUCUGAGCUCCGAGCCCACGGCCCCAGCACCCCUGACGAGCACUGAGAUGAGCCUGCAGACCCUGUGUGGCAUUUUCCUCAACCUGGUGGUGACUGCUCCAGACCUGGUCAGGCAAGACAAAGCCUUUUCCUCCUUGCUGGAUGUGUUGCUGAAGUCUCUCCCACUUCUGCUGCCCCAGGAACAUCACCUGGUUCUGGCGGCGAACGUUGCCACUCUGGGGCUGAUGCUGGCCAGGAUCCUCUCAGACUCAGCAGCCCUUCAGGGAACACAGUCUGCCAAGGAGUUUUUCGGAGCCACCCUUCGGUUCCUCUCGCAGGCCCACACGGCCCAGGCAGACCCUGGCAGUGACAGCCUGGCCCUGGCCGUGUCUCCUGCCUACAGGGGUGCCUGGGAUGACAUCCAGGAGCUGUGGUUCCUGGGAAUGCAGGCCCUGGCCGGCUGCAUCCCGCUGUUCCCCUGGCUGCCUCCGGCCGUGCUGCGGGCGCGCUGGCUGGAAGGGCUCUCGGAGCUGCUGUCCCGUGUCUCUCCAGCCUCCCUGGAUUUUGAGCUCAUCACUGCGUUCCAGGGAGUGCUGGUGGCGCUGGCCAGAGCCAGUGAGCCCUGCAGGGAUGUGAUCCUGGCCCACCAUGGCACGGAGUGGGCCAACCUGUACGGAAUGGCAGCUCUGGAACAGUGUCUGGUCAAGCAGUGAGGAGCCACCAGCACCCUGGGUGGGAAAUGAAGUCAGACACCUGCACCACUUCUGUGCCAGGUGGGCACAAAGAGACCCAUUUCACUGACCAAAAACUGGAGUCAUGCAGCAGAGCCUGGCAGGAUUGGCCCUGUCCACACUCCACACCCUGGUGUGCAGAACUGCUGCUGCCUCGGAACAUUUCACCCCUGCUUGACCUGCUGUCAGGAUUUCUCUGUAAAAACAACCUGUUUUGUUAUUAAAGAUAUUUUCUGGUGCUUUGUUUUUCAAA